Messenger RNA from Esox lucius (northern pike), 1314 nucleotides. RefSeq names its product developing brain homeobox 1a (gene dbx1a). Gene Ontology annotation, molecular function: DNA binding; DNA-binding transcription factor activity, RNA polymerase II-specific. Gene Ontology annotation, biological process: cell differentiation in spinal cord; regulation of transcription by RNA polymerase II. The coding region runs from base 91 to 1101 and encodes 336 amino acids. The record is from RefSeq and is a predicted model, not a curated record. NCBI's taxonomy places the organism in Eukaryota, Metazoa, Chordata, Actinopteri, Esociformes, Esocidae. The transcript has 4 exons.
CAUUCAGACUGGAGCCUAUAAGAAAAGCCACAUUCCUGACGGAGUAUUUCAACAGAUCUUUUCGUGUUGCGUUAUACUACAGAAAGGAACAUGAUGAUCCCAAACAUCAUUGCGCCUCAUGCGAUGUACCCAGGCCUUUAUCGCCCCGCCGCCGCCUUACCACUCCACCAGUCCCUGCAGAACUCGUUUCCGACCCACCCCAGCUUCCUAGUGGAGGACCUGCUGCGGAUAAGCAGGCCGGCGGGGUACCACAUCAGUCGGACGCCCCCCUCAGCCAGCGUGUCCCCGUCGAUAACCACGACCACAAUGUCAUUCAGCGCCAUGCCACAAGAGCGUAUUGUCUCUCCAACCAUAACGCGAGAAUCGUGCUCACCUAAAACGUCAAUGCCGAACAGUAAAGACCCAACAUAUCUGAAGUUUGGAGUCAGCGCAAUUCUUGCACCAUCAACUAAGACCGCAUCGUUGCCACCUGCCAUCCACCACAGCAUGCAUCCCAAGGCAUUUUCUCUCCCCUACUUCGAUGGAUCAUUCCACCCCGCCUUCUUCCGGUCUACGUAUUUCCCAGCAUCUUCAUCGGUCGUGCCCAUACCCGGGACCUUCUCUUGGCCUCUGGCAAACAGGGGAAAGCCGAGGAGAGGGAUGCUCAGAAGAGCAGUGUUCUCUGACGUACAGCGCAAAGCUCUGGAGAAGAUGUUCCAGAAACAGAAAUACAUUAGCAAACCAGACAGAAAGAAGCUGGCCUCAAAGCUUGGCCUCAAAGACUCACAGGUUAAAAUCUGGUUCCAGAACCGCAGAAUGAAGUGGAGGAACUCGAAAGAGAGGGAACUACUGUCCUCCGGAGGCUGUCGCGAGCAGACCCUGCCCACCAAAACGAAUCCACACCCAGACCUCAGCGACGUCGGCAAGAAGUCUUCCGCUGAGGAAGAGGACGAGAUGGAAGAUGACCCAUUCGGCGUUAGAGGCGCGACUGGCCUUUGCCAUUCACCCACCGCUGUGCGCGAGCUAUCCAACAGCGGCGGUUCUAACCUAUCGUCACCGUCUUUCUCCAGCAAGCACUCGGACUUUUCAGAAUCAGACGGAGAAGAGAUAACAGUUUCUUAAUUUAUUUAUAAAAACUCAAAUAUAUAAUGUUUAUGAAAGACUGACUUGAUUACCACAGACUUACUGUAUGUGACCAGGUUUGCAAGAGGCUGUAUCCUUUAAUUUAGACCCAACUACUAAGAAUACACGUGUUUCCUACAAAUACCACCAUUUUGCCAAAACAAUGGUCAAAUCUAUUUACAUACUGGACUGCCUUUUAACAAUAUCUGGAGG